AUGUCAGUUCAACCUCCAGAUGGUCCAAUGCAGAAGAACGGCGAAUCAUCCACAUCUCGCGGGAUCUACCUACCCACCGACCCUGCUCCACCCCGACCAUGUCUCACGACUGACUCUGCCGUAGCUCAAUGGCAUACCUCGCCUGGAUUCCAGGCGUUCUGGGGAUGGGUCAAAAGGCGAUGUGAAAGAAUCAAGGGUAAGGAGAUUCUCAGAGGAGACUACGAGGGAGAUAAUGAGGGUAUCAAAACUUUGAUGGACAUGUUGAACAGGAUGAUGGAUUGGGUAGAAGAGGUACCGAUCCAACCUCAGAGUAAUCAGCGAUUUGGUAAUUUGGCUUUUCGAACUUAUAUCAAAUUGGUUGAAGAGCGAAUACCUUCAUUCUUCACUUCUCCUUCUAUACCAUACACACUACCCGCUCAAAUACUACCUCUCUUACUCAAUUCGCAUGCAUUCGGUCAUCCAGUGAGAAUAGAUUAUGGUACAGGGCACGAACUGGCUUUUGUCAUGGGUUUGUAUACCUGUGUGAUAUCUGGAUGGAUAGGCGGUGAAGGGGAGAAAGAGGAAGAGGAGGAUGAGCUGAUAUUGAGGGUAUUUGCAAGAUACCUUGAUUUGACAACACUGCUUCAAAAGACCUAUAGGUUAGAACCAGCUGGUUCACAUGGUGUAUGGGGAUUAGACGAUUAUUGUUUCUUACCGUAUUUAUUCGGAUCAGCUCAGCUAUUAGACGGCUCUCUCACACCCACUCAAUCCCUAUCCCUCGCCUCCACGUACCAAUCCUCCAUAGAGAUCAAAGACUUCUACACCCUCUCUUUAUACCAUCUCACCCUCUUCAAAUCCGGUGCGGCCUUCUCCGAGCAUUCACCUUUACUCUGGUCCCUGUCGCAGAUGAAAGAUUGGGUCAAGAUUCACGGCGGGCUGAGGAAGAUGUUCAUGGCUGAAGUGGUGGGUAAGAAGGUCGUCGUUCAAGGUUUAUGGAUUGGAGGGUGGUUAUGGGGUGAUGAUUUACCUGAUUCAACUCAAAGGGAUGAUGUUGUCUCGACUGGAAUAGGAGGGAUAGCAGGUUUGGAAGGGAGUACGAAAGCUCCUUGGGCUAGGUGA
Molecule: messenger RNA, 1098 nt
Organism: Kwoniella botswanensis
Lineage: Eukaryota; Fungi; Basidiomycota; Tremellomycetes; Tremellales; Cryptococcaceae
Exons: 6
Coding region: 1-1098 (365 amino acids)
Biological process (GO): mitotic spindle organization
Cellular component (GO): cytoplasm; nucleus; protein phosphatase type 2A complex
Molecular function (GO): peptidyl-prolyl cis-trans isomerase activity; protein tyrosine phosphatase activator activity
Source: RefSeq, a predicted model, not a curated record